This is a messenger RNA of Paramuricea clavata, 493 nucleotides long. The record is from the annotation of a GenBank genome assembly. Lineage: Eukaryota; Metazoa; Cnidaria; Anthozoa; Malacalcyonacea; Plexauridae.
AUGGCCAAAAACAUUUGCCUGGUAACUACAGACCAAUUUCUGUUUUGCCAGCCUGGACUGUUUGCUGAUGAUACAAACCUAACAGCUGCGGGAGAGUCUAUAAAUGAUGUUGAAGCUGCAAUGAAUUCUGAUUUAGAAAACCUUAGGAAAUGGUUAAUUGCCAAUAAACCGCUAAGUUUAAAUGUGGCCAAAACUGAAUUUAUAUUAAUUGGAUCUAAACCAAUGAUAAAAAGUGUCUCAAAUAAACAAGCAAACAUUAUCAUAGAAAACAAACCAAUUGAACAAGUAUAUGAUUGCAAAACUCUUGAAGUGACUGUUGACCAGUAUUUGUCUUGGAAGAAUAAUACUGAAAACAUUUGCAAGAAAAUAACAUCCGGGAUAUCAGCUCUUCGUCAAAUAAAAGAAUUUGUUGAGAAAGAUACACUUGUCUCUGUGUAUAAUUCUAUUGUUCGCCCAUACUUUACAUAUUGCUGUGAAGUAUGGGAUGUGUUUG